Molecule: messenger RNA, 667 nt
Organism: Suillus paluster
Lineage: Eukaryota; Fungi; Basidiomycota; Agaricomycetes; Boletales; Suillaceae
Product: Prefoldin beta-like protein
Exons: 5
Coding region: 83-460 (125 amino acids)
Biological process (GO): protein folding
Cellular component (GO): prefoldin complex; cytoplasm
Molecular function (GO): protein folding chaperone
Source: RefSeq, a predicted model, not a curated record
CACUAGUGUGACAACUCUCAUUAGCCAAUCGCGUAUCCCACAUUAAUUCACCACUGGACCAUCAAGGCCAUCGCUGCUCUCCAUGUCGACCUCGAAAGCAAAAUCAAAAGUUCAACCACUGACCGAUCAGGACAUACAGCAGACAUACUCUCGUCUGCAGAAUGAGCUUCAAAACCUUGCUGGGAAGAUAGGCGAGCUGGAGCAAGAGGCAGAAGAGCACGGACUUGUCCUUUCCACUUUGAACGAAGCACUUCAAGUGGAACCUGGUCGGAAGUGCUUCCGCUUGAUCGGCGGCGUUCUAGUUGAGCGUACAGUCAAGGAUGUAGUUCCUGCUUUGCAAACAAAUCGCGAAGGCAUCAGAAAAGUCAUUGCCAACCUUGCUGAGCAAUAUACCGCGAAGGAACGCGACUUUGAUACUUUUAAGCGUGACUAUAAUGCUCGCCCAAUAAGCAGGGCGUAAUGUGGUAUUCAAAUAUUUGCGAUCAGCAGCAGCGCGACUUACUAUGCACGGCAAAGUCGAAGAUCUAGUUGCAUAUCGUUUUGCUUUGCACUGAGUUCUCAUCGUCUCAGAAUUUUGUUUUGUUGUAGCCCACAACGCGAUUUGCAGAACUCCGUAGCUACUGGCAGCAGUGUUAUCAACUGAUACCUACGUGCACAUGGUUCGACA